Impatiens glandulifera is the source of this 1282-nucleotide messenger RNA. RefSeq names its product heat shock factor protein HSF24. The record is from RefSeq and is a predicted model, not a curated record. Gene Ontology annotation, cellular component: nucleus. Gene Ontology annotation, molecular function: RNA polymerase II cis-regulatory region sequence-specific DNA binding; DNA-binding transcription factor activity. The transcript has 2 exons. Gene Ontology annotation, biological process: regulation of transcription by RNA polymerase II. Bases 337 to 1191 code for a protein of 284 amino acids. NCBI's taxonomy places the organism in Eukaryota, Viridiplantae, Streptophyta, Magnoliopsida, Ericales, Balsaminaceae.
AAUGCCGGUAGAAGGAAAGAGGACUGAAAUUUCUCUGCAAUUUAGGGUUAUGGUUGAUUCAUCUCCCUUUUUGAACAACAAUCCAAGAGAAGGAAUCGUUGUUCAUGGAAGAAUCUAGCAAUCAAGCAAGCAUCGAUCGUCUGCGUCUUCAAUCUCAUCUCUUCGUAUCUGGAUUCUAUUGUUGGGACUGGGAAUUCCUCACAGCUCUCUUGCUCUUUAGUUCUUCUUCGAUCCUCUUAGAUCCGAUCCGAUCUGUUUGAUUCUUUUGUGAUAAUAUUUGAUUUAUCAUUUCGAAAUUUGUACAUAGAUAAUUGAUUUGGCGGACGGUUGGUGGAAAUGGUGCAGAGGUCUACUCCGUCGCCGUUUUUGAUGAAGACGUAUCAGUUAGUUGAUGAUCGGAGCACAGACGACGUCGUUUCAUGGAACGAUAGCGGUACGGCGUUCGUGGUAUGGAACAUUGCUGAUUUCGCUGAGGAUUUGCUGCCUAAAUACUUCAAGCAUAACAAUUUCUCUAGUUUCGUUCGACAACUUAACACUUAUGGUUUCAAGAAAAUCGUUCCCGACAAAUGGGAAUUUGCCAACGAUAAUUUCAAAAAAGAACAAAAAUCACUCCUCAUCGAUAUUCGUCGACGCAAAGUCGUGACAUCUCCUACCCAAGACCGGAAAAUCGCUCGGGAGGGAGGUCUUUUGCCACCAUCCCCCUCGAACUCCGGCUCCACCUCCUCCUCGAGCCCCGAUUCCAAGAAUCUUGGAUCAAUCGAACCAUCCAACGUUCCGCAAUUUGCAUACUUGUCAAUGGAAAACAAAAAAUUAAAGAAAGAUAACAAAAUGCUCAGCUCAGAGCUCGCUCAAACAAAGAAACAAUUGGACGAGCUAGUCGCGUUCAUGAUGGAACACGGUAAGGUUGCACCGGACCAGAUAAAUCGAAUCAUCUAUAAUCAAGGAAGUUACGAUGGUUUGGAUGAUCGGGCCUUGACUAGGGAGAAUAGCAUGGUGGGGGACGAGGAGGGGGGAGGAGAUUGUAAUUUGAAGUUGUUCGGAGUGUGGGUAAAGAGGGACGAGAGAAAGAGGGGGCGAGAUGAAAUGUUGGGAUGUGUCGCAGAGACGAGGGGAAAGGAAACGAAGGAGAGUGUUGAAUUUGAGGCGCCGUGGAUGAAGAUCUUGUCGUCGCCAAGUAAGGUUUGUAAUUGAUGAUGAUUUGAAUUUGAGAUGGAUGAAUAUAGUGAUGUACAUUGUCACUUAGAUCAUCAUAUGGGUUUUUAAUAAAUUGUAAAGAUUAGCA